AUGGCUUCCAACAAAAUCCCUACCGGGGGUACUGCCCCACAGAGCGUCGAAAGCAUCACACGAAUUGCACAGGUCUAUGAGUACAAUUCUUCAGUCGCAUUGCGGUAUUGGCUGAGAACUGCCGCAACCCUUCUACGAGAGGCCCACAUCUACGAACGGGAAGGUCACGACGAACAAGCUUACUUCAUCCUCUUUCGACAUGCCCAAUUAGUCCUUGUUAAUCUCUCCCAGCAUCCCGAUGCCAAGAAGAACGACGAAGAUCGCAAGGCCUUGAUAGCUGCCGAGAAGGAGGUCAAGAAAAACCUCGGCAAACUCGAGGUCCUAAAGCCUCGAAUAAACAAGCGAUAUGAGCGUUACGUCCAGUUGAUGCGCGAGCGCGAUUCUCGGAAACUACCUCUCCAGGCAUUUCCUGUUCAGGAGUCGCGUGAGGUCAUCCCCGACCCUGCCCUUGCGGGCGUGGCGGAGCCUUUGGAAGCCGGAGAGAAUCGAGACCUCGCGGUGCGGUUAGCCCAGUCGGAACUCAAUCGCAGAGCCACUGCGCGGAUCUCGAAGGGUUCUCUGGGACCUUCGGCAGAAGAUUUGGAAAGUCGCCGAGCAGCUGGUGUAUGGGGCGAUUGGGACUCUCAGUUGAAACCGGAUACUCGAACAAAUGACCUGGAUCUGAGCCAACGCAUUCAAAACAUCAGAUCAAACAUCGAUAAUCCCAACGGGCAGCGCGCCAAGGCUUCCGAUGCUCUAUCCUCAACUAGUGCAUACAAGUAUCCAAGUGUGCCCCGUCAAAAGCCCUUGGAACCCACGGUGUCUGCUGCUCAAAUCGCCAUCCUCGACAAAAACGUGGAACGUCACGCACCGCCGAUUCUACCUCCAAAGGAACGCAUGGAGCCCAGGAAGGCAAUCAUUGAUGCUGUCGCACCAUCAUUGCCGGCCAAGGUUUCGCCUGCUCCAGUACUUCCAGGCAAAGUACUGCCGUCAGAAGGAACGGUCACCGCAGAAUCAAAUCUCAACCCCUCAAGUUACACCUUUAAGCCUUCUGCAUACCUCGAAAAUGGCACCCCACUACGCUCGGUGUUUUUGCCGGGAAACCUCCGAUCGCGCUUCUUGUCUUUAGCCUCUGCCAACACCCGCGCCAAUCUCGAGACAUGUGGUAUCCUCUGCGGUACCCUCGUCUCCAACGCCCUUUUUAUCUCCAAGCUAGUCAUACCUGAGCAGACUGCCACCUCUGACACUUGCGAAACAGUAAACGAGUCUGCUCUAUUUGAUUACUGCGACUCUGAAGAUCUGAUGACCCUUGGCUGGAUUCAUACCCACCCAACGCAAACUUGUUUCAUGAGCUCACGGGACCUUCACACGCACUGUGGAUACCAGGUCAUGCUCCCCGAAAGUAUCGCCAUUGUAUGUGCGCCGAGCAAAACCCCUGACUGGGGGGUGUUCCGAUUAACGGAUCCCCCGGGGCUCAAGUCAGUGCUCAACUGCACUCAAACCGGCUUGUUCCAUCCACACGCGGAAGAAAAUAUCUACACCGGAGCUUUGCGACCGCCGGGGCAUGUUUACGAACACACCGAUCUAGAGUUUGAAACGGUAGAUUUACGCCCAUGA
Molecule: messenger RNA, 1596 nt
Organism: Penicillium brevicompactum
Lineage: Eukaryota; Fungi; Ascomycota; Eurotiomycetes; Eurotiales; Aspergillaceae
Product: putative endosome-associated ubiquitin isopeptidase (AmsH)
Exons: 2
Coding region: 1-1596 (531 amino acids)
Biological process (GO): protein K63-linked deubiquitination
Cellular component (GO): endosome; membrane
Molecular function (GO): K63-linked deubiquitinase activity; metal-dependent deubiquitinase activity; protein binding
Source: RefSeq, a predicted model, not a curated record